AUGGCGGCAAAGCCAACCCCGGAGACAAGACCGAUGCCGAACUCUACACUAGCUGUCUACACUAGCCGUCGUCCAAUAUAUGUGAGAGGCGUUCCGAAGGCCACGCAGAAAUCGGCUUUUAGCUCAGCAGUCAAGCCGCCACAAUGUUUCAAGAUAGUGGACUUGAAACUGCACUCGAGCUAUGCCCAAAAGAAAAUGUGA
This is a messenger RNA of Penicillium lagena, 201 nucleotides long. RefSeq lists its product as uncharacterized. The record is from RefSeq and is a predicted model, not a curated record. Lineage: Eukaryota; Fungi; Ascomycota; Eurotiomycetes; Eurotiales; Aspergillaceae. Bases 1 to 201 code for a protein of 66 amino acids. The transcript has a single exon.